Molecule: messenger RNA, 3804 nt
Organism: Trichobilharzia regenti
Lineage: Eukaryota; Metazoa; Platyhelminthes; Trematoda; Strigeidida; Schistosomatidae
Source: the annotation of a GenBank genome assembly
AUGUUUUCCAAAUCAAAUCAAUCGAAGUAUUUGAACAGUACUCAAACAACCAGUGUCAAUAUGUCUUCUAAACAAUUCCCAGCAGAUGAACAAAACUAUAAACUUCAUAAAAAUUCUAACCUCAACACAACAACUACAAUUCCUGUCACUUAUUUUGAUAAUAAUAAUAAUAAUAACACUACUACUACUACUACUAAAAGUAAUAUUAGUAGUAAUCGAAGUAGCCUCAACGAUCGUUAUCGCGCCUCAAAUUUAACAACCCUACCUAUCCCAGAAUCAAGAAAAGUAUCAAAUUCUUCAAGAAUGAGUAAUAGUAAUGCUUAUUAUCAUACAACUGGUAUUGAUGAAGCACAACGGUUGGCUGCUGAAACAUUUGAAAAACUAUCAGCGAUAGAACGUAAAACCAGGUCAACACGUAAACUAAAUUGUAUUCGACAUGGUGAAUAUUUUCUGCGGAACAGUUGUAGAAAUAAUAAAGUUAGUCCAGUUGAAAAUAUUACGCAUGUAACAAAUCGUGGUGAAUUACUUGACAAUCCGAAUAUUAUAUUCAAUUAUGUGGCAUCAAAUGAAAUUGCUAAACUGGUCGAAAUUUUGUCCUAUAAUCCAUCUGUUCUAAAUCAGCACGAUUCAAGUCAACGUACUCUGUUACAUUAUGCUGCAAUGAAAGGUCAUUUGAAUUGUGCAAAAGUACUAAUGACUCAUAAAGCCAAAGUAAAUGAACCAGACGAAAGCGGGAAUUUACCACUGCAUUUAGCUGUUAAAGAAGGACACCUAUCAAUGGUACGUUAUUUGCUUAGUGUUGACGCUGAUCCUACAAUACCGAAUAAAGAUGGUCUUCUGCCAAUACAUAUAUCCUGUGAAAAAAAUCAUGUGGAAAUAUUAAAGGUAUUGUUGGAAUUAGAUAUUGUGGAUGUGAAUGCAGAAGGUGAACGAGGAGCCUCUCCAUUGCACUACUGUUGUAUUCGUGAUAGUGUUGAAUGUAUGCAGUUACUUUUGGACAUAGGAGCCAAUAUAUUUGCCCGAGAUCUCGAAUCUACCUAUCCUGUACACGUUGCUAUUGCUAAUGUCAGUCGCAAGUGUUUAAAUGCUUUAUUUCAAAUGGAAGAAAAGUUGAACAAAGAGAAAGGACUUGAAAAUACACCGAAACAAUCGUCCAACCUGAGUAGUAGUCAUAAUAAUAAUAAUAAUUUUUAUUAUAGUUGUUCACCCCUACCAGAUAGACAUCAAAGUACAUCAUCAGCGUCAGUUAAUAAUCCUAUACAGACAGUAGAUAUUGAAGGUCAAUUAAACAAUCAUAAAUCAAUUGAAUUGAGAAAGAAAUUCAUUUCAUCAACUCAAUCAUCAUUACAACGAAGUCUUAGUAGUCAACCGUAUGAAUGCAUGAAUGUGAUGACAAAUAGUCACUUAAUUGACUUAAUCGAUUGUGAAGGCGAAACUCCGCUGCAUACAGCAGUGACAUCAGGGAAUUCAGAUAUGGUAAAAUUUUGUCUGGAAAAAAAAGCCUUCAUAUUGGCUAAACAAAACGAUAAUUCAACGCCUAUCCACUAUGCAUGCAUGAAAGAUGAUUUAGAAUGUGUUCAAUUAAUGUUUGAAGCAGAUCCAUCGAUUAGAACUACAGUAUUAGAAAUGCCAGAUAAAAAUGGUUAUACACCGCUACACUUGGCUGCUGUCUACAAUCAUGAAAAACUUGUCAGUUAUCUAGUUGAACAGGGAUCACCGUUAGAAAUGACUGAAACAAAUGGUUGGACACCAUUAUUACUGGCUGCUAUGAAAGGUGCAUUUCAAACCUGUAUUCAACUUCUUCGUCUUGGGGCUAAUCCAAAUGCACAUGAUUCAAGCAAUCGUAAUUUAGUUCAUUUGUUAAUGUUAUUCCGUGGUCCAGGAAUUAGAACUGUCCUGCCAGAAGUAAACGAUGAAGAAUUAUUCAAACGACUGGUCAAUGAAAAAGACAAGUACGGUUCAACUCCAUUGCAUUAUUCAACAAAAAUGGGUAAUUUAGGCGCCACCACAGAGUUUGUUCUACGUGGAGCUUCAGCGCUAGAACGUGAUAAUGAACGUAACACCCCACUGCAUACAGCAGCGUAUUUUGGUCGUUUGCAUACAUGUGAAAAGUUGUUGGCCACACCUCAUGGAAUGCGUGCAAUGAAUUGUCCUGAUGCUGUUGGACGUCUACCAUUACAUGUGGCAGUAGAACGUGGACAUUUAGAAAUUGUGAAAUUAUUUCUUAAUCGCGGGUGUCUUUUUCGAAAAUGUCAUAUAGGUAAUACACCUUUGCAUUACGUAUCGAUUGGUGGAUGUUUAAAAACUUGCAAAUUGUUAUUACAGACAAGUCCAUCAUUGUUGAAUCAAACCAAUUUUCAUGGAAUGACAGCUCUGCAUUACUCCGCUAAAGAGAAUAAUGCUGAAAUCCUGGAUUAUCUGCUGACAUCGAAAGCGAAGAUUCUACCAGAUAAGGAUGGUAACUAUUUUGUCACUUAUGCUUUACAAAGAAGAAAUUAUGAAACAAUGAAAGCAAUUGUUGCACAUUCACGCUGGCCAGAACUCCAUGGAAUGUUAGACAAUACAUCACAGUGUCCAGUGGAUGGAUUUAUACGAGAUAUGCCAUCUAUGUGUGGAAUUGUUUUAGAUCAGUGUAUCAAAGAGAUUGGAUCAAAAAACACACUAGAUCAUGAGAUAAUUUAUGACUUCAGUAUACUUCAGAGACCAAUGAAACCACGUGAGAAACCACCUGAUAAUCCUAUGAAACGUAUAAAGUUGAUGGUCGAAUUGAAACGUGAAGAAUUAUUAAUUCAUCCACUUUGUACGGCGUAUUUGGAAAGGAAAUGGCAGAUUUAUGGACGUUGGGUACAAUUAUGCGUAAGCAUUUACUAUGCUGUCUUGUUGAUUGCAAUCACCUGUUUGGUGUUGGGACAUAAUCCAGUAUAUCACGUGGAUGAUACAAAGAAGAUUGACAUUUGCUCUGAUUUGUUUUAUGAAUCCCCUACAAGAAUGUAUCUAUUCUCAACAGUUGCUUCAAUUAUCCUUGUUCUUACAGCUUUGGAUUUAAAUAUUAAAUUGUGGCAGUUGUAUUCUCAGAAAUGGGAAUAUUUUAGAGAUUGGAAUAACUACUUAGAAUUCCUGUUGAAUUCCUUAGCUAUGACGUACUCCGCCCUGACGUUGAAGAAUCAUGUAGAUCAUUAUUAUGUUGCAUUGGGAGUGAUUGUUAUGUUCCUCGCAUGGUUUAAUUUCCUACUACAAAUGAUGAGAUUUAAGCAUAUUGGUAUAUUUGUCGUCAUGUUUUUACAUGUGUUUGCAACUGUCGGCAAGUGUUUAGUCGUAUUCUCCGUAGUCUUUGUAGCCUUUGCCCUGUCAUUUCAUGUCCUUUUUCGUGCUCCAAACUAUUCGAUUGGUUUAGCUGUUGGUGAUAUCGAAAAUGUUAGACGAAGUGCUGUUCAACGGUUGAUCUCACAACAGGUUUAUUGGUUAGCUGAUUUAGAGCCAAAAUUGACAGGAAUAUUUCGUUCCAGACUGUAUCAACCACACUGGAAGAAAAUAUCAAAGGGGAAUAAAAACACAGCAUUCUUAGAUAAAGUCAAUCAUACAACUGAGACAAAUGAUGAGAAUUCAAUGCAAAAAUAUCUUGAACAAACCAUUCAAAAGAUUAUAUCGAUUGAUAAGGAAACGAAACUACAAACUACACGAAUGGCUGCUAUUAUUGAGAAACUGGAAAUUAGAACUAAAGAAUUCAGUGUUGACGAAGGAGCUUACCCCGGGCGUACUCCUGGAUGUGAUUCAGCUGCAGAUUUAGACUAUGGAGUAUUUUAA